AUGCCGACCUCGUCCUACCUGACCGGCCCAAUCUAGCAGAGCGCUUGGCUUCGGAUGCGAUGGCCCAAGCUGGAGAGGAGAUGAAAGACCUUCCUGGACCCUCUAGCGAGGCUCUUGACAGGCAUGGAUUCGGAUGGAAGUGGCAGGCAGUCGAAUCCGCAUACACCCAAGGAAGGCGUCGACAAGGCUCUCAUCGAAUUGAUACAAACAGUGCAGCACGAGUUGAGGACUCCACUCCAUGGCAUGCUUGCGCUGAUCGAAUCCAUACGAGCAGAUGUUGAGGCGUCUGCCAGUCCGGUCCCGGAUACAAGCAGCGCAAGCUUGCUAGGCCCAAAAUUCGACUCGGUCACAACCCUGCAUAGACGAGUGGUGGGCAUCCUGGACGAUUUUGCAGACUUCGCUACCGAGACAAUGGCAGCGCGCACGUCCGAGAUUCUUUGCUUAGCACAGGCGGACGAGCCGGUAGACCUGGGUCAGCUGUUGGAUGAUGUGGCUACGGAUAUGUGGAAUGCGCAGGUGAACGAGAUCAGGACAGAACAAGGUGUGGAUGCUAGGUUGCCUCCUCCACCGGAGCUGAUUCUGCAGAUUGAUACUAAUCUGCGCGGGUGGAAGUCGCUAGUGUCGCCUUCAGCGCUCAAGCGUGUGUGCGCAAAGCUCAUCUCUAAUGGCCUCCGAUUCACUCGACGCGAUGGUUUUGUCGAAGUCAGUCUGUCAUCAUACCCUGCGGAAGGACCGGACGGGCAAAAGUUUAUUCAGAUAUCGGUAGAGGAUAAUGGUGAUGGUAUGACGGAAGAAUCUCUGUUCCAACCCUUCGCCAAGGCUGAUGUAUUUAAGAGCGGAGCGGGGCUCAGCAUGGCUUUAUGCUCCUCAAUCGUCAGACGUCUGGGUGGCAGUAUGCAGGUAUCUAGUGAUAAGGGCAGAGGCACAGUGAUUGCGGUCAUUAUCCCUGUCGAGGAUCUUCCCUUGCCGAUGGCCAAUCGAGGGCUUUCCUCGAGUCCUUCACAGCUCGUCUACCUCCAUGGCUUCGAAGGAGUGGGAUUGACGAGGCUUGCGGGUGCGAUAUCGGGUCAACUUGCAACAUUUGGUAAUCUGUACACUUCAACGCAGCUGGAAGAGUGCGACUAUUUGCUCUUGCCUGAGGAGGUCUGCUACGACACGGAAGGAGGCAUCGAUGCGAUUCUUUCCCACGCAAAGCCCGGAGUCAGAAUCGGAGUGCUGCAAGCGCACGAAUCGGCGGGAAUCGAGUUUGCGUGUCUCAAAAAGUCGGGCAUCCUGCCCACAUUUGUGACCCGGAAACCUUUCGGACCUUCCAGCUUUUCAAGACUGCUUGACCUUGUGGAAAGCAAGCCGAAUUUGGAAUUAGCCAGAGCAGUGAGAUCAAUCUCGCAGGAUCAUAUUAGGGCCCACGGCGAAGGUCGGUUGUCCAAUGAGGAUUUGGGCCGGAGACAGGCUGCUCUCGAACGCAGCAUCUCCGAGAUAGCGGCUCCUACUGCCACGACGUUGGUGUCAGACCAAGGCGAAUCGAGCAGGCCUGCGAUCAAUACCAGUUCAACAAUCUCCCGCACCAAGGAUCUGAUUUUCUCGCCCGAGACGGUGGACGAAGUGCUCAGGGCGCCGGUGCCUGUUCCCGCUAUGCUUGCGCCUCGAGCAGCGCCGGGUGACAGCAAGUCGAUUGCAUCCACCUCACCCAACGACACGGGCGUAGCCAGGUCAGAUAGGGGAUCCAUUCUUUCGACAUCCACCGCGCAGCCUUUCAUGUGUCUGGUCGCGGAAGACAAUCCGCUCAAUCUGCGCAUCUUGACACAGAUGCUCCGCCAAGCCCAUAUUCGAUUCUGCACCGCUGCAGAUGGGAUGGAAGCUGUCGAGCAAUUCCGAGAGCAUGCGCCCGCGGUCACUUUGCUGGAUAUCAACAUGCCCCGCAUGGACGGCUGGGAAGCGGCAAAGAAAAUGAGGGAUAUGGAAGCGAACGAUCCAGACCUCAGGCUGCACAAGAGGAGAAUUGUGGCAGUGACUGCGCUCGGCGACGAGUACUCAAAGCAACGCGGAUUGGAGGAAUGCGGAAUGGACGCCUGGUACACGAAGCCCCUCAAGAUGAAAGAGCUGAAAGCGGAUCUGCAAUUGUGGAUGCAACAAUGGAAAGCCGGAAGUCCUGGAGAGAUCGUGUCCGCGCCUCCCUACGCCGAGAACGUGGAAUCUGCGCCGGAGGGGAGAUGACAGUAUAGUGCUGUGUCGGCAGUGCAAAUAGAUGCGGUCACAGCCAUGCUUGGCCCCAAACGUCGAGAGGCC
This is a messenger RNA of Ceraceosorus guamensis, 2286 nucleotides long. RefSeq lists its product as hypothetical. NCBI's taxonomy places the organism in Eukaryota, Fungi, Basidiomycota, Exobasidiomycetes, Ceraceosorales, Ceraceosoraceae. The record is from RefSeq and is a predicted model, not a curated record. Gene Ontology annotation, molecular function: phosphorelay sensor kinase activity; histidine phosphotransfer kinase activity. Gene Ontology annotation, biological process: protein autophosphorylation; phosphorelay signal transduction system. The transcript is spliced from 12 exons. Bases 124 to 2214 code for a protein of 696 amino acids.